Molecule: messenger RNA, 1415 nt
Organism: Sorghum bicolor (sorghum)
Lineage: Eukaryota; Viridiplantae; Streptophyta; Magnoliopsida; Poales; Poaceae
Exons: 13
Coding region: 76-1152 (358 amino acids)
Molecular function (GO): protein binding
Source: RefSeq, a predicted model, not a curated record
GUGAGACGGGAGAAGUGGGAAACGGGGAACGGCGAGAACACGCGGAUUUCGCUGCGGGAGAAGGAAAGAAAAAACAUGCGGUCGACGGUGCUGGUGCCGCGGAGCCUGCGGAAGGCGUCCGUCCCGCCGGCCCUGCUCUCAGACCCGACGCCCGGCAGCCUCCAGCCCACCCGCCUCGCCGCCCAUGUCAACGGUGCCGGCUCCUCAUGCUCUGUCUACCUCGCCUCUGGCUGCCGCGUCUACAGGAUCGAGAUAAGCCUUGGUGGUGCGAUGCUGUCCAAAGGAAAGGAGAGCCUUUUGAUUCCUGAUAAUGCACAGGUCAUAAGUUCGUCAGUUGUGGAUCGCUGCCCACAUCGUUCUGAGAUCCAGAGUGUAUCUCUCGCAGAGGGCGAAGAUGACUGUUUGAUUCUUGGAACGGUUGACUCAUAUGGUCACCUUAUUGUAUCCCGUUUGGACAUUGUGGCUGAUGACAUUGACAGGACGUCCUAUUCAGUACCACCUCGUGAUUGUGGUGUUGGGGAAGGCAGUUGGGCUGGGAUAUGCUUUAGCCCAAUGCAGCAAUCCAUGGUAGCUGUAGCUCGUGAGUUGUGCAAGACCAUUGAUAUCUAUGAUCAAGACAUUCAUGUUCGCAGUUUACGCACGUUAUGGUAUCCAUCUUCAUUUAGCUUUGUUCAAUGCUCGCCACAAGUGAAUGGAAGUAGUUCUCUCUUGGCAAUUGCGGAAGGUUCUCAGCUGAGCAUCUGGGACAUAAGAAUGAAUAAUAAUGGAGGAUGCAUACAACGCAUUUCUGGAUCAGUUGGCGACACUAUAUACUCCACAUGUAGUUCACCCUCAGGACUGAUUGCUAGUGGCGGAACUGAUCGUGCUGUCACCAUCUAUGAUCCUCGCAGGUGGUCUGCUCUGUCAAGAUGGGUGGGCUGCUCCAAGUAUGAGAUUACAGGUCUUUCGUUCUCAUCAGUUGACCAAUCUUUUAUCUACGUCCAAGGUGUUGAUUAUGAGAUUACCUGUGGACAUUGGAAACAAAGUGAGCGAGCAUUCUCAUUUCGAGGGGAUUCCAACUGGUUGGGGUUUUCAAAGUGUGCCAACAAUGAUGUGAUAGCAGGGUGGUGCGAGUCUGGAAGUAUCUUCAUUGCUGAUGCUAGGCAGCUAUAGGAUCAAUAUCCCUAUUCAUCUGAUGUCCUGGAUGGAGCCUCGUAAGUAACCAGGGCAUUUGUAUGUGUUGUGUUUUUUCAUUUCUGUAAGAACGCGAUGUUUACAGGAAGAACUGUACUUAACUCUCCGGUACCCAGUAGCAUGUGAACUCAUGCUCAUAGGCCAUUAUGGUUCUUGAAAAACGUGAUUAUUCCAGAUUUCAUCCAGCAAAUUGAAUUGAAUUGAGUUGAAUUUAGUCACCAGAAGGUGUAUUGGGAUGUACA